UGAUUACUAAACACCACAGUAUAAAGUGUAUCAUUCUAAUAUUGAACUUUAUAACGGUCUUAUAAUAUUUCGUCACAUUUAUUAAUUAGCAAAACGAUACUAGAGCGACAAGUUCGAAAUAUUCAGUAAUUAUUCGAGGUGAUUGUAUUUUUUAUGAAUAAGGGGAACAGUCUACGACUUAUCAUAGAAGAACCGUUUCUAUGAUAAGUAUAAGUAGCUAACAAAAAUGUAUGAGUCUCCAGAAUUCUCGUACAGGGACUUUACGGAAACUUUGGAUUUAGAAGAUCGAUUUGAUACUGAUACCCUUCUAUUUACUCAUGAAAUAAUAGAAAAUGAAACUGAAAGUAUUGAAAAAAAUUCUAUACCUGUAACUGAAGGGAUAAUAUCCCCUGUUAAAAACUAUUUACUUUUAAGUUGUAACGAUUCAGGGCAGCAUUUUUCUAUUGGAACUGAAUCCAUAACUGAACUUAAUACUCAGAGUUGCCAAAAUGACAUCAAUAUUGCUAGUAUCGUACCAAUUCAUAAUUCAUUUUAUGAUGAAUCAACAUUAUUGGACGAAAAUAUAGUAGACCAGUUUCUGAUACCUACACCAACAUCUUCAAAUUCUAAUGAGAUACCAGCAGCAUCACGAAUUUUGACGCAGAGUGGCUAGUUUGUUGCAUUUGUGAACGAGUAUUAUCGAUGGCAUUAGAAAUCGAACCCAAUGAACAAUUGUGCUGUCUUGACGCUUUUGGCAAAGGGUGCGUGGGAUCACGAAAACUUGACGCCAUGUUCGUGUGCGAUGUGUGUAACUAUUUGUUCGCUGACGGUGAAGCACUCGAUCGACAUAAACUUACUUGUACACGCAAAAAUGAAUUGAAUGAACAAACACCCCCCGAAUCGUUGGACUUGUCCUGUACAUAUUGCGGACAGGAGUUUCCCACUGAAAUCGAAUUGAGGAACCACGAAGACAGCCAUCGAGAAACACGUCCUCAUCGCACGUAUAAACGCAGCUCGGACAGUAAAAUGUGGAAUUGUGGGUCUUGUAAUCAACUUUUUGCUACUGCAAGGGAGCUAUACCGUCACAAAAGGGGAGAAGACCGACCCCCAGGGACUCCAUUAAUGGCUUACGUUUGUGAAGAAUGCGAUAAAGUUUUGGGCAGCAUGUGCGCUCUUCAUACCCACAAGAAAAUGCAUAAAGUUAUCAAACCCGGUUUCCCCUGCAAAAUAUGCGGGCGUCGCUUCAACCAGUCAGGGCACCUCGCGAUCCAUAUGCGAAUGCACACUGGAGAACGGCCCUAUCCAUGUGAUCUAUGUCCUAAGGCUUUCAAAGUUAAGGUGGAGCGCGACGACCACCGACGCACGCACACGGGCGAGCGGCCAUUCGCCUGCAACGCCUGCCCUAAGACCUUCACUGCAGCUGCACGCCUGCGUGAACACGCCAGGAUUCAUACUGACCAGAGGCCAUACAUUUGCGACAUAUGCGGCGCGGCGUUCCGUCGACCCUAUGCUCGGACCGUGCACACACUUAUUCACACCGGUCAGAAGCCUCACGAAUGCGAUGUCUGCGGGACGGCUUUCAGGCGUUCCGGAGAUAUGUGGAAGCACAAACGCACUCUUCAUGGUAUUCAACCGACAGAUUUGGCUAACUAAAUUAAUAAAAAAUGAGUUUGGGAUUGUUAAUAAAAGGCUGUGAUUCAUCAA
Pieris napi is the source of this 1683-nucleotide messenger RNA. RefSeq names its product zinc finger protein 239-like. NCBI's taxonomy places the organism in Eukaryota, Metazoa, Arthropoda, Insecta, Lepidoptera, Pieridae. Gene Ontology annotation, cellular component: nucleus. The record is from RefSeq and is a predicted model, not a curated record. Gene Ontology annotation, biological process: regulation of transcription by RNA polymerase II. Gene Ontology annotation, molecular function: RNA polymerase II cis-regulatory region sequence-specific DNA binding; DNA-binding transcription activator activity, RNA polymerase II-specific. The transcript has 10 exons. The coding region runs from base 682 to 1632 and encodes 316 amino acids.